Messenger RNA from Closterium sp. NIES-65, 495 nucleotides. Lineage: Eukaryota; Viridiplantae; Streptophyta; Zygnematophyceae; Desmidiales; Closteriaceae. The record is from the annotation of a GenBank genome assembly.
AUGACAGCCCCAGCAGCUGCAGCCCUUGAAACGGCCACCGCAGCAGCAGCAGCUCAAGGAGCCGCCGCCCCAGCAGCAGCCCCUGGGGCCGCCCCAGUAGCAGCAGCGCCGGGAGCAGCCGCCCCAGCAGCUGCUGCCUCUGGAGCGGCCACCCCAGCAGCAGCAGCUUGUGGAGCAGCCGCCUCGGCAGCAGCAGCCCCGGGAGCAGCCGCCCCAGCAGCAGCAGCCCCGGGAGCAGCCGCCCCAGCAGCAGCCACUGGAGCAGCCGCCCCAGCAGCAGCUGCCUCUGAAGCGGCCACCCCAGCAGCAGCAGCCCCUAGAGCCGCUGCUACUGCAGCAGCCACCCCACCAGCAGCAGCACGUGGAGCAGCAGCAGCAGCAGCCGCCCCAGCAGCAGCCCCAGCAGCGGCAGCCACUGGAGCAGCCGCACCAGCAGCAGCCGCCCCUGGCCCCUGCAGCAGCCGCUCAUGGACCAGGUGCAGCCGUGGGGGGUGA